CAGACAAAAAGAUCCUCCGCCGUUCCUUUUCGGCGAGCGAAACCAGCGGCCGUGAUCGCAUCAUCACUAUUCGGCGCUAGGGUUUCGGCCGUUCCCAUCACCGCCGUCCUCUUCUACCGCAGGAAUCGACAUGUCAGCUUCCUUCGCCGGCGAUCCUCCGAACCAUGGCGGAGAUGCUCCCGUUCAGUUGGACGAUGGCGUUCCGGGCGAUCAGGAGGGGGAGCAAGAAGCAGCUGAUGCGGCGAUGCAGCUUGUGGGCUCGAACCCUAAUCAGCUCACGCUGUUGUUUCAGGGGGAGGUCUAUGUUUUUGACUCGGUGACGCCGGAAAAGGUGCAAGCUGUAUUGUUACUAUUGGGAGGGUGUGAAGUGCCUACUAGCAUAUCUAGUUCAGCAUUUGCCUGCAACCAGGAUGAUAGGGGAAUGGAUGAUAUAUUAAGGAGAACUAAUAUACCAGCAAAACGGUUAGCUUCUCUUAUUAGGUUCCGUGAAAAGCGUAAGGAACGAUGUUUUGACAAGAAAAUUCGAUAUGAUGUUAGAAAAGAGGUUGCUCUCAGACCUCUGGCUUUGGAACCAUCUAGGUUUUGUUAGCGGUGACGUGAAUGAGAAUGAAGGGGCGACUUGAGCAUAACUUUUUCCUAAACGACAUGUAAAUUUGAUGUUACUUCUGCUCUGAACUUGUUUAUGUGUUUUCUAAUAUCAAUUUAGAAGGGAUGUGAUUCAAUUUUCCUGAUAAAAGCUAUUUUGUUAAAACAAUCCAUUGGAAUGUUUUUAUUUUUAAAUUUUUUGUCAUCAUUCAUGAUGCCUAAGAUAAAAAUUUAUGCAGGGAAAUAAUUAGUUAUUGGCAAGCAUUUGUUCACGUGUCUUCUUUCGGUGGCCCAUUUUCUAACUUGUGUUGUAGUAGUUAUUUUCAGUCUAUCCUUUAUUAUUUAUACCCCACAUCCAUCUUAAUAUUCUCAUUUUUUUCAUACUCAAUUAACCACCCAACUUUUGAAUUCAUACAAUAUCAUCAGUUUAAUUGUACUUUUAUAAAAAUUAUCGAUUUAGUCACCAAGAUAUCCUCUUAUCACUUAUUCGUCUUAAGCUACUUCUCCAUUCUAAUAAUGCGGCCUUAAGCAUUAAGCAAACUUAUAGCCAUAUAGUCCUCUACUUAUGCCAAAUUCAUCGUGGCAAGACUGCAACAUUGUUUUCAUUUUGGAAUUAAGAUUGGAUGUGGAUAUAAUUUCAUAUUAGUGGCAAUCAAUAAAUUUUUAUUAUAUACAUUUUGUUCCCUAUUUUAAGACUGCUA
This is a messenger RNA of Phalaenopsis equestris, 1286 nucleotides long. RefSeq names its product GATA transcription factor 18-like. The coding region runs from base 131 to 589 and encodes 152 amino acids. Gene Ontology annotation, biological process: regulation of DNA-templated transcription. The transcript has 4 exons. Gene Ontology annotation, molecular function: protein binding. The record is from RefSeq and is a predicted model, not a curated record. NCBI's taxonomy places the organism in Eukaryota, Viridiplantae, Streptophyta, Magnoliopsida, Asparagales, Orchidaceae.